AAUAACAUUAAAAUAACAUAAAUAAACAUUCCACGUCUCGAAAAUACACCCGCAAUCUCCUCUCCCGCACACACGAUGAAACUCAUUCAUGGAUGUAAAAUCAAGCUUUUCCGAUCUUGUCGACUUUUGUCCUGUUUUCUUGGGAAUUUUGCGGUUGUCCUAACCCAAUUUGGGGUUUAACCAUUAUUGAUAUUCUCCCAUCCGUUGUUGGGUUGGUCAUAAUUGAUCUUCAAGAACCCAAGUGUACCCACAAGAAGAGAAAUCACGUCCAGAUUCCAUGGCUGAUGGCCCCUGUUCUUCUCUCCGGGAAAUGCACCUCACUCGGUCACCACACGCAUGACCCGUCUUUCUUUUUAUAAGCCCCGAAUAUCCUCUCCCUAAUUUAUACUCCAAAAUUAUAUUCUCUAAACACACCACCUCCCCAAGUUUCCCUUUCACACAAUUCUCCCCAAUCCAUCUUUCCCCUUUCUCCCUACUUUUUUAACCCCCACAAAGAAUCAAAUUCCCGAACAGCUUCAGGGCCGGAACAAGCAUGACCUCCUACGGCACCAUUCCGACCUCUUCCCCACCCGGACCGUCCACAAACCUUGAGUACAUCUCGCGUGCCAAAGAGAGAAUAAAAACCGGGCUCGGAACCCGCCGUCCAUGGAAGCUCAUGUUCAACUUCCACUCCUUUGGCAUCCCCGCCAGCGUCGCCGACGCCAUAGCCAGGGUCCCCACCAACGUUGCCUUCUUCCGCAUGAACUACGCCAUCGUGGCGCUGCUGAUUCUUUUCCUCAGCUUGUUGUGGCACCCAAUCUCGCUCAUCGUGUUCGUGGUAAUGAUGGCCGUGUGGCUGUUCCUGUACUUCUUGCGCGAUGAGCCGCUGGUGGUCUUCAACCGGACAAUCGAUGACAGGGUGGUGCUGAUUGUAUUGGCCGUGCUGACGGUGGUGUUCUUGUUGUUGACGCACGCGACGGUGAAUAUCCUGGUGGCGCUAUUGAUCGCAGUGGUGGUGAUACUGGUGCACGCGGCUGUGAGGAAGACCGACGAUUUGUACUUGGACGAAGAGGCUGCUGGCUUCACUGGAUCUACUUAAUUAAUUCCGCUUCUUUUUCAUCUAGUUUCUUUUUUCUUUUUUUCUUUUCUUUUUUUAAAUUUUCUUUAAUUUUCCACCAAUUUGCUUUUGUUUUACUCCUGUUUCUUGUUUUUUUUUAAUGACUUUUAAUCGAUGAAAUUUGUUGGUAUAAUUGGUCA
Messenger RNA from Juglans regia (Persian walnut), 1236 nucleotides. Its product is annotated as PRA1 family protein F2-like. Gene Ontology annotation, cellular component: Golgi apparatus; endoplasmic reticulum. The transcript has a single exon. Gene Ontology annotation, biological process: vesicle-mediated transport. The record is from RefSeq and is a predicted model, not a curated record. Bases 533 to 1078 code for a protein of 181 amino acids. NCBI's taxonomy places the organism in Eukaryota, Viridiplantae, Streptophyta, Magnoliopsida, Fagales, Juglandaceae.